ACUCUGUGUAUGAGUCACCAUGAAUGGCACGAAAACCACCAUGCAGCAUUUUACAGUCAUGGUUUCAAGAUUCGCUAAGUCUAUAGUUUAUAGUCACCAUGAAUGGCACGAAAACUAAGUUUAUAGUUUCAUCCAACAAAUAAAACCGUUUAUCAUUUUUUCAUAGUUCAAGAUAAUGUAAUUUUUACCGGGCCUCGUGGCCUAGUGGUAAAGGAACCUCGGCUGAGGUGCCCGCCAUCACGAGUUCGAGCCCCGGCCACAGCGGAUUUAACAUGGUUUCCGUUUGGCUUCCAGGACCUUCCUCGCCAGUUCCAGUUGGACGCGGUGGGAUAGUCGGACUAAGGUCCGGAUACCUAAAAAAAAAAAAAAAAAAAGAUAAUGUAAUUUUGAUGGGAUAUUUUAAUUACAUCCAAUACAAAAGAUUUCUACAAAUCAACGUUAAUCUUAUUAACAUUUUUUGCAUUAUACAUAAAUAUUCUAGAAUUUUCCAUUUAUAGCACAAAUCAAACAAAGAUGUAAAAAAUCUGCUUAAAAAUCAAUCUUAAAACAGAAAUAAAAAUCACUAGAAAAUAAUAACAAUUACAUAUAUUUGAUAGAACUAAAAUAUAUAUAUUGCUAGAUUGCAUUAAUUGUUUCUUACUUUGGUCUAGAUUUUAUACAUUAAUUAGCACACUGUAUUUCUAACCAAUGGUAUCUUUUGAUAUAUCUCUUUUAUAGAUUUUAUUUUCUUACCUUUCAAUAUAAUGAUAAAAUCUUAAAUUUACAUUAUUUUUUGUUGCUACAAUAAAAUUACAUAUGCACCACUACAACACUGCCAAAUGUUACAUUUGCGUGUCUACUUAAUACACCUUUAAAUAUCGAGCUUUCUGUAGCCUAAAGAGUUGAUACAAACGUGAAAACACACAAAAAAGUUACAAAGACUAGCAGAAUGGCUUUUGCACAAGUUUUCUACAACCAAAGCUCUGUCUUGAGAAUCAAUGUUAUGGUUGUGGAUGAUGAUCCUGUUUUCCUUCAAAUCAUGUCACGCAGGCUUGAAAAUUUAAAAUACAGAGAUCCAUCCACUAUGGAGAUCACGGUUAUAGCUGUUAAAGAUUCGAGAGAAGCAUUGUCUACUCUUAAAAUCGAAAGAAACAAUAUCGAUCUCAUAGUCACAGAUUAUUACAUGCCUGACAUGAACGGUCUACAACUCAAAAAACAGAUCACUCAAGAAUUUGGCAAUUUACCGGUCAUAGUUAUGUCAUCGGACACCAAUAAAGAACACGAGAGUUUAACGUGUGGAGCGAUGGGUUUCAUUCAAAAACCCAUCAACGCAACUGAAUUAACCAAGAUUUACCAACUUGCUUUAACAUGUAAGCGGAAUGGUAAGUCCACCUUAUGGACCGAGAACAACCACAAUGACACAGAUGUUAGCAUCUCUCAGCAAAUCCAGUUGGUUCCUGAGCAAGACAAUCUCAUGAUGACCAAGAAGAAGAAGUUCUCACCUAGACCGGAUGCAAGAUCCAUGAACAGUUCAAAUGGAACUUGUGUUAGUACUGAUGCUUCACGGAAAAAUAAAAAAAGAAAAGCAAACGGUGGUUCUGGUGAUGAUUUUGAGUCUUUGUCGCAGCCCUCCAUGAAGAGUAAGAUUACGUGGACGGAUGAUCUUCAUGAUCUUUUCUUACAAGCUAUCCGACACAUCGGUCUUGACAAGGCUGUGCCAAAGAAAAUCUUAGAGUUCAUGAACGUAUCAUACUUGACAAGAGAAAACGUAGCCAGUCAUUUACAGAAAUAUCGACAAUUCUUGAGGAAAGUCGCGGAAAGAAGUUCUUUGUGUUCAAACAUGUUGCCGAGUAAUGGCAUAGACUCGAUAUAUCCAUAUCCUCACACCAGAGAGCCGUACUACAACAACUACACUUCUUCUUCUUCUUCUUGGUACGGCACAAGUCUCAACAAUAGAUCAUUCUAUUCCAAACCCGGACACGGUCUUGGACAGUCUAGACUCUUAUCCAACACAUCUGAUCCCGUCUGCUUCAGUCAGAUGCCUCACAGCUACAUGAACCAGUCAUCCACCUAUGAUACACACCGUAUUGGAUCAAACUUGACGCUGCCCAUCCAGAGCAACCUCAAUUACUCAUCCCAAAAUGAAGGAAGAAGAAGCUUUCUUGAACCAACGGCAAACAAAACUAGCCAAACAUCUCAAGCUCUCGGGUUUGAACAGCAUGGAUUAUCAGCUAUUAAUGGUAGUGGUUUCAACAAUAACACGUUGAUCAGCUAUGGAAGUUUAACUCCUAAUCAACUAGGAACUAACAGCUAUAAAGGUUCAAUUUCUACUCAACAAGGAAUGACCAAUGGAAGCCUGGCUCUUAAUCAACCAGGAAUGAGCGCCUAUGGAAGUUCAACUUCUACUCAACCAGGCAUGAGCAGCCAUAUAAGUUUGACUCCUAAUCAACCAGGAAGGAACAGCUAUGGAAGUUUAACUGCUCCUCAACCAAGAAUGAGUACCCAUGAAAGCUUAUCUCCUAAUCAACAAGGAAUAAGCAGUUAUGAAAAUUUAACUUCUAAUCAGCUAGGAAUAAACAGCCAUGGAGGCUUAUCUCAUGAUCAACCACGUAUGAGCAGCUAUGAAAAUUUAACUUCUAAUAAUCUAGGAUUGAGCAGCCAUGGAUUUUUAACUCCUAAUCAACCAGGACUUAAAAGUUAUGGAAGUGCAAUUCAUAGCGUAGGACUAAACAGCUUUGAAGGUUUAACUACUCAUCAACCAGGAUCUAGCAACUUCUCGUAUGGGUUGCAAUCAUUCUUAAACAAUGAGAACACUGCAUAUGAGCCUCAACCUCAUCCACAUGCCCAAGCAGCUGCACAGAAAAAUAUUGAAAUUCCUCAACAGGAGAAUCUCAGCUUGUUUGAUGAACUUGGCAAUAUUAAUGAGCUUCUUUGCGACAUAAGUAACUUUGAACUGGAUCACAACAAGCAACAAGAAGCGGUUUCUACCAACCAAUUUGAGCUUCCCGCAAAUGUUUCGACUGAAAUGAAUCAAUUUUUCUCUCUUGAAGAUGAUGACUGGACCUUUGUGAACACAAACCAGGGACAUUCUAAUGGAGAAACAACAAACAAUGUUGCUCCGGAGACGAAUUCUCAAACUUUCAACAUGAGCACUAAUCAUAAUCAGGAACAAGAUGCUCAAGAUUUUGUCGACUGGUCGUUCUUGAAUCCGGAGGACUUGGCUAAUGAGUACGACUUCAUGGACUCUUUGUUCAAUGGCAUGAACUGAAAAGGGUUCGAUGAUCCAAGAUGUUAGCGAGGGAGAAGAAAUUAAACCGGCAAUGCAUAGUAGUUUAUAUGCAAAUAUAUAUAAAAAGAUUAAGCGAACUAUAGAUGUUUAUGGUUUUGGUUUUCUAGUAUUUUAUAAAUGUUGGAUAUUAUGUUAUUUUCUUCUUCAGCAAGUGUUGGAUAUUAUAUUAUGUCUGAAAACUUUUCAAUAUACAGUGAAACUUCUAUAAAUUAAUAAUAUUGGGACUACAAAAAAACUAUAAUUUUUUUAUUAAUUUAUAGAAAUAUUAAUUUAUCGGUAUAGUAAUUGAACCAAAAAUUUAAUUUGAGACUAUAAAAUUAUAUUAUUUUAUAAAGAUUUUUAGUGUAUAUUAAUUUAUAAAGUAUCAAUUUAAAGAGGUUAUACUAAUACUAUAUGAUUAGAGAUGUCAUGUGUUUGCGUUAUAAGUUAAUAUAUAUACUCACAAUAAUAUGUUCUAAAUUGAACAGUACAAACAGAUUUUCCCCUGCACAUAGAAUAUUAUCUUUUGAAUUACUAAAAAGUUAAUAUAUCAUUUAACUAAUAUUUUAUCCCCUCAACGCUCAAAUUAAUUCCACAUUAUUCAUCUACUUCUUUUCAGUUUUAUGCUCUACUUUCUACUUAACACUAAUAAACUACCUUAAGCCGUAGAUUGCAAAACUGAAGCAAAAACAAUAUAGAGUCCUUGUUUUUUACUCCAACUCUUUAAGAAAAGCGACUGGUUGUAGAAAGCAAAAUCUAAAAGUAAUAUUUCCAUUUUCAUCACUCACCCAAAAAUAGGUGUCGAGGAAACAUUCAGAGCCAUAGCAAAUCUUUGUGAUAGAACGCAGAAAGUUUUUAGCAUUGGAUGCCAAUCAUGUCACAAUAAAUUAUUUGAUGUAUCUUAUAAUUUUUUUUUACGCUGAUUUAUUAUGACAUUACAUUUAUGAGAAAGAUUACAUAGACGAUUCGACAACUGACAAUACUACCUGCCUUAUGAAGAUCUACGCGGCUACGCCUAACUGUAUCAUCUGAGUCGUUCUAUAAUUAAUCUACUAAUUCUUAUUGGUUACAUAAAGGCUUAAUCAUAUACAAAGAUCUUAAAGUUUUGUAAAUACUGAUAACUUGGCUUUUUAAAAUAGUAAUAUGAUUAACUAAAUCCUAAAUCAUUUCCUUAAUGAACUUUAUUGUACUUUGCCUUUUCUAAUGUCGAUAGACUAUUGGAUUAGGUAUUUGGUAAUUAUAAAGAUUCCCCUUUCUCUGCCCCCGAACGACUUUGUAGCCUUAACAGGAAGCAAUGAAUAUGAUUUUGGUCACCAGAAGUUACCGAUUCCACAAGAAACCAUAUUCAAUGUUAUGAUUAGCAUGUGUUACCAACAUGCCUUCUUUGUUUUCUGUUCUCUCCUACGUCUCAUUGUUUUGAUUUAUGGGUUUGACUAUAUAUUUGAUGCAUAUGAAGAGGAACAAACAAACAAAACAUUUAUAAAAUAUCAAAAUUAUGAAUUGUCAACUAUCUUCAAAAAUUAAAAUGGUACAAUUUUUUCGUAAUAUAAAUACAAUUUUUUCGUAAUAUAAAUUGUAGAGAGAGUUGCCUAAUCAAAUAGUACAUGUUUUUUUUGUAAUUGUAGGUAGUUGAAUUUGAUGGUAUAUAAUAUGAUUAAAUUAAAUAUUUAUAAUGAUGUAACUUGCGAUAGUUUUUUCGAUAAAAAUAGUCUUUAUAGGACUUGAAACAUAUCAUUUGAGAAGAUACAAUGUCGAUAUCGUGAUACAAUGUUGGUGUUAACUUUUGUUUUCGUCAACGUUGGUGUUAACUAAAAUAGAGAAAAAUAUACAACUUGAAUAAGAUAAAUCGUUCAUUGGACCUCUUUUAGCAAGAGCUGGUAGAUUGAAAUCACGGUUUACAUGUGCAAAAGAGGCUCUCUCGAACUUUGGUGCCCGUUAACUCAUGAAGAACACGAUUGCAAUUGUGAUUAACAAUGCUUUAAAGGUGGGGAAAAAAAACCUAAGUAUCUAACCUGCUCUUAUUCUCUGAGAUGUUGGAUCAUAAGAUCUACCUAAAAGAAACAUUCAUAUAUAUAAGCAAUAUUUUCAUAAAAACUUUUAUUGUAUUAGUAAAGAAAAUCCAAAUCUUUAGGUAUUACAAUGAUGGGAUUAUGAUGAUGAUGAAACUAUAUUUGUUGAAACUCCCCUUGUUAUUUGUGAAUUGACUUCAAGGGAAGACCAACAAAAAAUAUUCUAAACAAACCCAAAAAAAAAAAUUUGCCAAGAUCAAUCACAAAUCACAAGAAAUCGGAGAAAAAAACACAUAUUUAUC
Messenger RNA from Brassica napus (rape), 5558 nucleotides. Its product is annotated as putative two-component response regulator ARR21. Gene Ontology annotation, biological process: cytokinin-activated signaling pathway; phosphorelay signal transduction system. The record is from RefSeq and is a predicted model, not a curated record. The transcript is spliced from 9 exons. NCBI's taxonomy places the organism in Eukaryota, Viridiplantae, Streptophyta, Magnoliopsida, Brassicales, Brassicaceae. The coding region runs from base 929 to 3247 and encodes 772 amino acids. Gene Ontology annotation, molecular function: DNA binding.